Messenger RNA from Parathielavia appendiculata, 515 nucleotides. RefSeq lists its product as uncharacterized. The transcript is spliced from 2 exons. The coding region runs from base 56 to 358 and encodes 100 amino acids. The record is from RefSeq and is a predicted model, not a curated record. Lineage: Eukaryota; Fungi; Ascomycota; Sordariomycetes; Sordariales; Chaetomiaceae.
GAGGCCCUGACCACACCUGCGGACUUCUCUGUUUCUCGUCCUGUCUCGUACGUGCAUGUCCCUUUUCUUUUUCUCCCACGCUCUGUGGCGGUGGCUGGCCUGGCCCGGCCUGGCCCUCAAUCUCUUGGGGUCCCUGUACCUGCAUAUCGCCUGCAUAAUCUCGUUCUGGCAAAUGCAAGAUAGAGGUGAGUCAAUGGGGGUUUUGAGGCUGAGCCCGGCUGGUUCCGGGCUCUGCAUGUACCACAGUAGGUCUGGGUCUGAGGCGACUCCCCGAAUGUGUGUCUUCUCGGCCCCUUUCUUCCCUUUCCUUUGGAGACUGUGUUCUUGUCAGUGCGCUCGUCAGUGGGCAGCUUCAUGACGUGCUUGCCGUCUUGUUUCGGCAACCUCUAUUAACUAGCAAGCCACAUUGCGUCUUGGGCAGUUGAAGAAUGGAUAGGAUCUUCAAGGAAGAACUGCACAGCCAGUGCGCAACCGGGCAGCCACGGGUCCUUCCUUACUUGUCAAUAUGGAUUGGG